GAAAAAAAUAACAAUUUAAUAAGUGUGUAUUUGAUGCCUCACGUUCUUUGUGCUUUUUGCAGGGGACCCUUUUUUCUUCAGAGGGUUUAUAGUGCAAGUUUGAAGUCCUUCAAAAGUUGUCUUGUUUUUGCAACAAAAAUUCAGAAACACAAAAAUAAAAAAGACACUUUUUCACACUCACACGUUUGAUUGUUCCUCUGUUUCUGUUCUGUGUAUGUGUGUUGAAGGUUCUUCUUAGCUUAGUUUUACAGUGUGCAACACCAACGAGGAAUUGAACAUCAACAUGAACAUGUCUGAGACUGAGAAGGAUCCUGUUUUUAAGCUAUUUGGCUGGAAGAUUCCGUUGCCGGAAUGUCAAAUUCCGGCCAACUCUCCACCCAAGGAUACUUGUAGCAGUACAAAGAAAACAGAAGUGGAAAUACUUAGUUCAGAAAAAAAUGAGCAACAAGAGAAUUCUUCUGAUUCAAUGGAUAGUAAACAAGAGUCUCAACAUAAUAUGAAGGAAAAGGAACCGAAAGAAAACUCAAAGCCUGCCGAAGAUGACAGGGAGACCAGUGAGACAGAUGAAGAUAAAACCUUAAAAAAACCAGAGAAGAUUAUUCAGUGUCCGAGAUGCAAUAGUUUGGACACCAAAUUUUGUUAUUUCAAUAACUAUAAUGUGAAUCAACCUCGGCAUUUCUGUAAGAACUGCCAAAGGUAUUGGACGGCUGGUGGAACGAUGAGGAAUGUUCCAAUUGGUGCUGGUAGGCGGAAGAAUAAGCACUUAGUUUCUCAAUACCGACAUAUUAUAGUAACCUCCGAUGGAAUUCCAAACACAAGCUCAUCCGGUCACAACCAUGUAUCAAGUCUGGAUUUGUCAGGUUGUUACAGAUCUUCAUCUGAUAAUGAAACUGUAUUAAAAUUCGGUCCAGAUACCCCUAUUUGUGAACCGAUGGAGUCGAUGCUUAAUCUUCAACAGCAGAAAAGAAGUGCUGAUGCAGAUUCUAUUAAUACUGUGCAGCAUAGAGAGGAACCAUCUUUAUGCAGAUCUUCUGUGACAAAUACUGGUACUCAAGGAAACGAAUUGUCGGAACAAAACAUGUCGAAUUGGUUCCAGUGUUAUCCUGUUCAUCCUUGGGUAUUACCGAUGAAUCCGAGUUGGAAUAAUGUUGCUUCAAUGGCAGCAGUUCAUCCAAUUUCAGCAUCCAUGUGCAACCCUUAUAGCGCGGCUCCAACUGCAAUGCAAUGGUGUCCGGCGCCUUUGUUGGCAAUUCCGGGAAUUAGGCCACAAAACAUACCUUUGCAACUUGUAUCAGCAUCACACUGGAAUGGACAGCCGAUUUUGGCUGCUGGAACCGGAACGGUAUCUAUAGGAUCCAGCGCUUGCAUCUCGCCGCCUUCCUCCACAAGUAACAGCUGCUACUCGGGCAAUGGCUCCGCCACCUUAGGAAAACACACUAGAGAUACAGUUUUUGCAGAUGAAGAUAAAUCAGACAAGCAUGUUCAGGUUCGAAAAAUGCUUAGAAUCGAUGUUACCGACGAGGACCCAAAAAGUCCUAUCAGAGCUACAUUAGCUAUCAAGAAGCCUAAUGAACAAGGCAAAGAAAGCAUAUAAUUAUUUCUAGUUUAAAAUUUUUCCAUUGAUAUUUUUAGUCACAAAUAAAUUAGUACAUUUUGCUAUCCUUUGUUUCUCUUGCAGAUAUUUUGUUUUGAAGGUAGCAUUUGUUUUGAGAUUUGAUUUCAAUUGUAUACUUAAAUUUAUAUUGAGAGCUAUGCUCUCUGAAAAUGAUGAAUUUUGGAUUUGACACAAUAAAGGAUAAUUCACAGUGAUUAUUUUUACUGCAA
This is a messenger RNA of Cicer arietinum (chickpea), 1824 nucleotides long. Its product is annotated as cyclic dof factor 3-like. Gene Ontology annotation, biological process: regulation of DNA-templated transcription. Lineage: Eukaryota; Viridiplantae; Streptophyta; Magnoliopsida; Fabales; Fabaceae. Gene Ontology annotation, molecular function: DNA binding; DNA-binding transcription factor activity. The record is from RefSeq and is a predicted model, not a curated record.